Messenger RNA from Drosophila obscura, 1891 nucleotides. Its product is annotated as dynein assembly factor with WDR repeat domains 1. The transcript is spliced from 4 exons. Gene Ontology annotation, molecular function: protein binding. The record is from RefSeq and is a predicted model, not a curated record. NCBI's taxonomy places the organism in Eukaryota, Metazoa, Arthropoda, Insecta, Diptera, Drosophilidae.
CUGCUGGCGUGCCAGACCCCGACAUAGACCCACUACUGCACGGAAUCGAUCAAACGCUGACUUUUGGCAUGGCACCCACCUGGCAGCGAGCCGAAACCAAUGCAACGCGAAUUAAAGCAGGUCAGCAAACUGGCAGCGAACCAACCAACGACUGAAGGAAUUUCCUCGUUUGUUAGAGUCGAAACAGCGUCAGCAUGAGCGCCAACAAAAUCUUCCUGCGCUACUAUCCGCCAGGUCUGGCCAUUAAUUACCGCACGGCAAAGGGCAGCGAGCGAGUGCGACACUUUGAUCUGCUUGACCUAGAUUCCAAGACAAACAUUGAGCCGCUGGCUGACAAGAUCCUGCUACAGACACUGGCUGAGGCGGCAGAAGAGCCAUCGGAGGAGGACGAGGACAAGUCUUUGCCCUGUGUGCCCGCUAGUGGCAGCGUGACCAGUUCCCAAAACACAUUCAGUGCCCUGAAGCAGGCUCUGGGCAAGCUGCAGCGAAAGCUGCGGGAGCCCGUCAAGAAGAAGUUCUAUCUGCACAAGUGCCACACCUCGCACAUCCUGCCGCUGACCAAUGUGUGCUUCGACCGCAGCGGAGAACGGUGCCUCACCGGCAGCUACGAUCGCACCUGCCACGUGAUCAACACCCAAACGGCAGAAGUGGAGCACAUCCUCACCGGACACGACAAUGUGGUCUUCUCCGUUGGCUUCAACACACCGCGAUGGUGGGUAUAGCUCCCACGAUGACUGCCCGAUCUCCGUUCUGCAUUUUCAAUCCCAUAUUCCAGCGACAAGAUAGUGACGGGCUCCUUUGAUUGCACCGCCAAAGUCUGGUCCGCCAGCAGCGGGCAGUGCCAUUGCACCUUGUUUGGCCACACCGCGGAGCUGGUGGCGACCGAAUUCCAUCCGCUGCAUGGCCAGGCCAUUGCCACAGCCUCCAUGGAUGGCACGGCACGCAUCUAUGAUGUGGAAACGGCCCACGAGCUGCAGCAGCUGACCCACCAUGGAGCCGAGGUUAUUGCCGCUCGCUACAAUCGCGAUGGGCAGAUGCUGCUGACGGGCUCCUUUGACCACACGGCCGCCAUCUGGGAUACACGCACCAAGAAAUGCUGCCAUCAACUGCGGGGCCACAGCGCCGAGCUCUCGAGCUGCGUGUGGAACUUCAGUGGAUCGCUGAUUGCCACGGGCUCCCUGGAUCACACGGCUCGGCUUUGGGAUGUUCGGCGGUUGGAUCAGGAGCUGCAUCUGGUCUCCAAGCACAGCGACGAGGUGCUGGACGUGGCCUUCGAUGCGGCGGGCAGACUGCUGGCCACCUGCAGCAGCGACUGCACGGCGCGGGUCUGGGCCCUGGACGAGGCCUCUGAGCAGCUGGAGAUGCUGUCGCUGAUGGCGGGCCACAGUGACGAGGUGUCCAAGGUGUGCUUCAGCCCCAGCGGUUGCAUGCUGCUCACCGCCUCGGCGGACAACACGGCCCGUCUGUGGCUGACAGAGUCGGGACACUGCUCGCAGGUGCUGGCCGGGCACGAGGCCGAGGUCUUCAGCAGUGCCUACAGCUAUGCGGGCGAUGCGAUCCUCACGGCCUCCAAAGACAACACCUGCCGCUUCUGGAGAUGAUACGACUGGUACACGGUGCAGCUAAACGAAGAGUAGCUGCCCCCAAAUGGGAAUGGCAAUAAAUCCGGAAAGAUCGGCGUGGGGUGUUUUCUUGUAUCAACAUUUACUACAAACUCGAGCGUAAUUUUGCUUUUCUCUCUCAAGGUUUCAUCAUCAACUUUGCUUAUAAAUUAAUAGUUCUUAGCUUUCAUUCUCGUUUCUUUCAGAUCGGACAUUAUUGUGGAUUCUCUUUGCAUUUUUUUUUUUGUUUGUAAAUUUUCUUAAUCGCUUUCUUUCUUUCGUUCUUUUGU